CUCAGACAAACCAGCCGUACGUCGCUGCUCAAUCCCAUAUUUAUACCUAUCAGUUACGUCAGAUCCAAAAACGGGGUAAGUAAGCAACAUUCUCGCAUCGUUCGUGUAAAAACAAAACGCGUUCCGCCGCGACAAAAUGUUAAGACACCACUUGUUGGCUAAACAAAAGCUACAAUCGCAUUUAGACGAUUCUAACCUAAAAACAAAUGAAAAACCUCUUGUCAGUGAAUGGAAAUUAGGUUUGUGCGGACUUGUUGUGUCACUCGUGAUCAUCUUGGCCAAACUUUACGUUUCCAACCAGGAUGCCAUUCGUAGCGUUUUAAUCGAACGCAAAUACGUUACGUACGAGGAGAUCACUGAAGACGGACGAUUAAUGUUUAAAUAUACCUUAGAAACUGCAGUCAAAUACAGCAGUUUUUGGCUGCCAAUUGUUUGUGGUGUCCUGACCACCUAUUUCACAUGGAUCAUGGUUUAUUUGGAUUCAAAUGUACCAGGUGAACAACCGCCGAGUCCGUUUUCACCGACAAAAUACAAGAUUCAGUCAGGACACUCAAUUCAUUUUAACUACCUCUUUGCCAUAAUAGUGGGAGUUUUGGUUUCCUGCUAUAUGUACUGGAGGGGAAUCUCACUAUAAUGUUAAUUAAUUUGCAUUGGGGAAAAUGGUGUUUGUAGUAUUUAAGUAUAACACUUAACCAAUGUUCAAAAUAAUUCUAUUUUUUAUCUAGUCAUUGGAGAUUCAAACGAUUAUAGGACAAAAAGCAAUAUUUCAAAGUAAAUUUGAAUAUAUUGGACAUAUACAUUACAUGUAGGAACAACUACUUUUUUAUACUGUCACUUUUAUGAUAUAAUGUUAGAUUUAAUGCAGCUUGAACAAAUUAAUUUAUAGUAUUUAAUUAGAAUAUCAUAUUUAUUUAUAUAUUGUAACUAAACUACAAUUAAACAAUUAUUAACU
Messenger RNA from Aethina tumida (small hive beetle), 952 nucleotides. RefSeq names its product ADP-ribosylation factor-like protein 6-interacting protein 6. Bases 137 to 634 code for a protein of 165 amino acids. Lineage: Eukaryota; Metazoa; Arthropoda; Insecta; Coleoptera; Nitidulidae. The transcript is spliced from 3 exons. The record is from RefSeq and is a predicted model, not a curated record.